Zootermopsis nevadensis is the source of this 1911-nucleotide messenger RNA. RefSeq names its product arylsulfatase B. Gene Ontology annotation, molecular function: sulfuric ester hydrolase activity. NCBI's taxonomy places the organism in Eukaryota, Metazoa, Arthropoda, Insecta, Blattodea, Termopsidae. The record is from RefSeq and is a predicted model, not a curated record.
CUCAAUAUUUCGUUAAUACCAAGACUGAACUCUUUCAGACCCAAGUCAUCAGAAAUAUUGGUUUUUGAACGGGAUCUUCUGAACACAGUAAUGGAUAUUCCAUAAAAGACAAGGAAUUUCUUGAAAGCUAACUACAAUCGUUCAAGAGAUGCUUCUUUUAAUUUGGUACCUUGGAUGCAUUCUGGUGACUGCAGUACAAGCAUUGUCACCGCAUAUAAUUCUCAUCGUAGCGGAUGAUCUGGGUUGGAACGACGUGAGUUUCCACGGGUCGGAUCAGAUACCGACGCCAAAUAUCGACGCCCUGGCAUACAACGGCGUCAUUCUCAACAAUUACUACUCGCAAUCAACGUCUACAUCCUCCAGAGCGGCGCUGCUAACCGGCCGAUACCCCUUCCACCUGGGAAUGCAAGGAGAGUCCAUAAUGGCAGCGGAACCUCGAGGGUUGCCCCUGCAAGACAAAAUCCUACCUGAAUUCUUGAAGGACCUCCACUACGUCACAAAGGCCGUCGGAAAAUGGCAUCUAGGAUUCUACAAAAAGGAAUUCACACCAACAUACCGCGGCUUCGACUCCCAUCUUGGUUACUGGGGUGGAUAUAUAAGUUACUAUGAUCAUAUUCUACAAAACGUGUAUCCCGAAGGACAAAUCUUGAGUGGCUACGACUUCCGUCGAAAUAUGGACACGGCUUGGGAACUGGAUGGACAGUACGCCACAGACGUGUUCACAGAUGAGUGUGUUAACAUAAUCAGGAAUCAUAACAGUAGUAGCUCGCUGUUUCUAUACGUCGGCCAUCUGGCGGUGCACGCAGGCAAUGUCGGCAAGCCACUCGAAGCUCCCCAAGAAUCAAUCGACAACUUCAGAUAUAUUCCUGACCCGAAUAGAAGAACUCUCGCUGCCAUGGUAUCAAAGCUUGACGAGUCUGUUGGACAGAUAAUACAUGCUCUGGCAGACACAGACAUGCUGAACAAUUCCAUAAUCAUUUUUAUCUCUGACAAUGGUGCUCCAAGUGAGAACUGGGGUUCAAACUACCCCUUCAGAGGGAUCAAGCAGUCACUGUGGGAAGGAGGUGUAAGAUGCAUAGGUUUGGUUUGGAGCCCAAUGAUAAACAGUUCUCAGCGGGCAUCCAAUGAGCUGAUGCAUGUGACAGACUGGCUUCCUACACUGUUCAGUGCUGCAGGAGGAAAUCUGAGUGAACUUGCUGGCAAUUUUGAUGGUGUUGACCAGUGGAACAGCAUAAGUUACAAUGAGGCAUCUCCACGCAAACAGGUGCUACUGAACAUAGACGAAGUGAUGAAAACUGCAGCCAUUCGGGAUGGAGACUGGAAACUAGUCAUUGGAUCAUUUGGCACAAAUGGUUCACUGGAUAGAUAUUAUGGAGAAAGUGGUCGUGGACUGAGAAAUCCAGUUUAUAAUAUUUCAUCAGUUACAAACAGUACGACAUGGACAUCAACUGCACCAUACAGACGUACAGAUUCUGACACUGAGCUAAACAAACUACGGGAGUCGGCAACUGUAAAAUGCAGCUUUGACAGCCAGUAUCCAGAAACAGACUGCAACCCUUCAAUAACAAAGGAGCCAUGUUUGUUUAACAUUGUUUCAGAUCCUUGUGAAAUGCAUAAUUUAGCAAAUAUACAUGAAGCAGUUCUCAGACAGCUGUACCAUAUGUUAAUAAUUCAGAAACAGAGCUUAGUUCCUCAGUUAAUUAAACAACUGGACUUUAAUGGAGCAAACCCUGCAAAAUUCAACUAUACAUGGAGCCCAUGGGAAGACUGAAUAUAUGAUAAACUCACAAUAAUUAGCUACAGUACGUUAUAAACAAUAAUGUUACAAUUUAUAUGGAAUUGUAUAUUCCACUUGCAUUUAAUAUGAGCAGAGUUAACUGCUUAGCCAUUAAAGGUUAUCUGUAAACUUAA